AAUUGAGAUGAGAUUAGCCAACAAAUGCAGUCAAUAGUGCAACGAUUAAGAUUUAAAACAUGAAAAAUGUCCGAUAAGAAGCUUGGAUAAUACGCAAACACAGAUAACGGAUCCUAUAAAAAGUGCAUUAUGGAGAAAUACGGGUACAGUUGUCAGAAGGUGGGUGGACGAUGAAGACUGUCCUGAUCUUAGCUGGCCUCGUGGCCCUGGCAGCGUGCAACACCUUCCCGGUAUUCAGAUAUGACCACGUCGAAACUAGAAAAUUGGAAGGAGACCUUUUACAGUACCAGUCGAAAUUUCUGUCUCUUCUUGAGAAUGUGAGACAGAUUGACUACGAAGCGGAGUACUACAAAGUUGGCAAGGGUUACGACAUCGUAGCCAGCAUAGAGAACUAUUCUGACCAAGAUGCAGUCAGGGCGUUUGCUGGUCUUCGAGAAAUUGGUUUCAUGCCCAAAGCUUACACAUUCUCCAUUUUCUACGACAGGCAGAGGGAAGAAGCUAAGAUCAUUUAUGACUUGUUCUACAGCGCUAAAGAUUUGGACACUUUCUACAAGACUGUAGCCUAUGGCCGAAUCUAUUUCAACGAGUAUCAGUUCAUGUAUGCUUUCUAUGCUGCGAUUAUUCAGCGCUCUGAUACCACAGGAAUCGUCUUACCAGCUCCAUAUGAACUGUAUCCUGAAUAUUUCUUGAACAUGUAUACGAUCCACAGAAUGUACCGAACACAGAUGCAAAGUGGUAUAUUCAAUGAGGAAGUUGCUAGUAACUAUGGUAUCUGGAAGAUGGAUAAUAACUACUAUUAUUACUACAACUACUCUAAUCCCUUGACGUACAGAAAUCAGGAGUAUAGAUUGUCUUAUUUGACAGAAGACAUAGGCUGGAACUCUUACUAUUACUACUUCCACAAUCUUAUGCCUUUCUGGGGCAAAGGCGAGGACUUUAUUGGUAUCUUCAAGGAACGCCGUGGAGAAUUCUACUACUACUUCUAUCAGCAACUCUUGUCUCGUUACUACCUUGAGCGUUUGAGUAAUGGCUUGGGAGAAAUUCCAGAUUUCUCUUGGUACCAACCUCUGAGGAGUGGUUACUAUCCAGCUAUAUAUACGAGCUCAGCCUAUCCGUUUGCUCAACGUCCCAACUAUUAUUACAUGGGAAUUGAAGAAAAUGUUGACUACAUCCAAUUCCUUGAUGCUCAGGAAAAGAGCUUUGUGCAAUUCCUGCAGAUUGGCCAGUUUAAGGCAUUUAAACAAGAUGUAGACUUCCGCAACUCCAAGUCAAUAAACUUUGUUGGCAACUUUUGGCAAGGAAACCCGGACCUGUACGAUAAGUACGGAAGGGAAGUAAACUAUGACGAAUCCUACGAAAUCAUCGCUCGCCGCGUGCUUGGUGCUGCUCCUCCGACCUCCGACAAUUACGAAUUCGUGCCGUCUGCUCUGGACUUCUACCAGACUUCACUUCGUGAUCCCGCCUUCUACAUGCUCUAUAACAAGAUCAUGAGCUACAUUGUACAGUACAAGGAAUGGUUGGAGCCCUAUGAUCAAGAGGUACUUCACUACUCCGGUGUCAAGAUCAAUGACGUCAGUGUUGGUAACUUGACUACCUUCUUCGAGUACUAUGACUUCAACGCCACCAAUGCAGUUUUCUUAAGUGACCAAGAGAUUCAACAACAAUAUUCUUCAUUCAUCGUACGUCAACCGCGUUUGAACCACGAACCUUUCUCCGUGACCAUCGAUGUUAAGUCUGACGUUGAGGCGGAAGCCGUAUUCAAGAUCUUUGUUGGUCCUAAAUAUGAUGGAGAAGGUCGCCCUCUUAGCUUGGAAGAUAACUGGAUGAACUUCGUGGAAUUGGACUGGUUCACCCACAAAUUGACGUCAGGACAGAACAAGGUUGAGCGCAAAUCUGAGGAAUUCUUCUUCUUUAAAGAGGACUCCGUCUCAAUGUCUAAGAUCUAUGAACUCCUGAAACAGGGCCAGGUACCUGAAAGCAUGUCCGAAGACUACGACUCUAUGCCAAGCAGACUGAUGUUGCCCAGAGGCACUCCGGGUGGUUUCCCUGUACAGUUCUUUGUCUUCGUGUACCCAUACCAAGCUCUCAGCAAAGACCUAGAGGCUAUGAAGAAUAUCAUCCUUGACAACAAACCUUUGGGCUAUCCAUUUGACCGUCCUGUCGAGUACCCGUAUCUCUUCUUACAACCUAAUAUGUACUUUGAAGACGUCAAUAUCUACCACAGAGGCCCGCAAUACCCCUGGUGGAGUAAUGGCCAAUUCCGUCUGAAUGAAGUACCUAGACAAUAAAGGAGAGAGAAAGAGUUCUUGAACCAAAACAUUUAAAGCUAGUAGAACACUAUAGUCACAAUAAAAUAAAAAUUUUUAUAGUAA
Molecule: messenger RNA, 2372 nt
Organism: Plodia interpunctella (Indianmeal moth)
Lineage: Eukaryota; Metazoa; Arthropoda; Insecta; Lepidoptera; Pyralidae
Product: arylphorin-like
Exons: 5
Coding region: 171-2288 (705 amino acids)
Source: RefSeq, a predicted model, not a curated record